Molecule: messenger RNA, 1035 nt
Organism: Closterium sp. Yama58-4
Lineage: Eukaryota; Viridiplantae; Streptophyta; Zygnematophyceae; Desmidiales; Closteriaceae
Source: the annotation of a GenBank genome assembly
AUGCCGCUGAGGCUCUUGAAACUGCCCUUCCCUAUGAGGCUCAUGAACUUCGUUGCUCCUGCAACUGAACCCUGGUACGUCGCCCAGAUGCCUGCCGCCCACUCCGUUGAGAUUGUUGAUGCCUCAGUCCAUCCGGUUGCAUUUGCUGCCGCUCAUCCCCUUCAUGGGCCCUAUCCUCUUCCUCCCCCCCGUCCAACUGCCGCUCCCCUUGCCCCUGGUGGUGCCCAUCUCCUCGAUGCUGCCUCUGCCCUUCUUGCUGCCCAGUCCCUUCCUGCUGCCAAGAAUCUUGCAGCUGCUGAGUCCCUUGGUGCCUAUUCCCUCCCUGCCGCCCAAUCCAUUGCUGCUGCCCAGUCCCUAGCUGUUCCUCAGUCCCUAGCUGCUGCCCAGUCCCUAGCUGCUGCCCAGUCCUUUCCUGUCGCCCAAUCCCAUCCUGCUGACCUUGGUUUUGUUGUCGCCCAGUCCCUAGCUGCUGCCCAGUCCCUUGCUGCUGCCCACUCCCUAGCUGCUGCCCAGUCCUUUCCUGUCGCCCAAUCCCAUCCUGCUGACCUCGGUUUUGGUGUCGCCCAGUCCCUAGCUGCUGCCCAAUCCCUUGCUGCGGCCCAGUCCCUUGCUGCUGCCGAAAAUCUUGCAUCUGCCAAGCCCCUUGCUGCCUCCUCCCUCUCUGCUGCCCAAUCCGUUGCUGCUGCCCAAUAUCUAGCUGCUGCCCAAUCCGUUGCUGCUGCCCAAUCCGUUGCUCCUGCCCAGCCCCUUGCUGCUGCUCACUCCCUUCAUGCCACCCUGUCCCUUGAUGCUGCCCAGUCCCUUGAUGCUGCUCAGUCCCUUGCUGCUGCCCAGUCCCUUGCUGCUGCCCAGUCCCUUGCUGCUGCCCAGUCCCUUGCUGCUGCCCAGUCCCUUGCUGCCUAUUCCCUCCCUGCUGCCCAGUCCCUUGCUGCUGCCCAAUCCCUUGCUGCUAUGCUCCUGGGGUGUUCUUUGAAACCCUUGCUCGAGUCGCUCUUCCUCUCUAUCCUCGCACGUGCUAAUGUUGUGGCCCUUUAA